GUACAUCAAUUUCCCUCUUUAAUCCCUUCUUUAGUAUUUUUACUUUUUCCCCCUCUCAUAUAAACCCAAAAUAUCCAAACGCAUCGCUGUUUGUCUUUUUCUUGCAAAAAUAUUGAAUCCAUAGCAAUUUCUCGACUUCGCUCAAUCUCUGCUAGCCUCUUCUUCACAGGAUGGGGAAAUCAGAGGCAGAUGAGAAGAUUCUCAGUUACAAUGAUGUGGUGCUUAGACGAUCUGAUCUAGACAUCCUCAGCGGUCCAUAUUUUUUGAACGAUCGAAUUAUCGAGUUUUAUCUCAGCUAUCUUUCCUCAGGCCAUCCUUCUCAGGAUAUCCUGCUGGUUCCACCAUCUAUCGCCUUUUGGAUAAUCCAAUGUCCUGUUGCUGAGGCUAUGAGAGAUUUCUUAGAUCCCCUUCAUUUGUCUGAUAAGGCACUAGUUUUAUUUCCCAUCAAUGACAAUGACAACGUUAGCAUGGCUGAAGGUGGAUCCCAUUGGAGCUUACUUGCAUACUACCGCAAUGCGAAUCUAUUUGUUCACCAUGAUAGCUGCAGAAGCAUGAACGCAUCACCUGCGAAGAAACUCUACAAAGCUGUUGUUGGAUACAUGGGAUUAUCUGAAUCGGGAUCUAAGGCCCGCUAUCUUGAAUGCACUGAUUCACCUAGGCAGAAGAAUGGUUAUGAUUGUGGCUUAUAUGUCACAGCCAUAGCAGGAGUGAUAUGCGACUGGCAUGUAAAUAGCAAUAAAACUGAUGCAAAUGAUCUGUGGUUCUCUGCUGUGAAGGAACAGGUUACUCCAUCUGCUGUUUCCUGCAUGCGAAGCGACAUCCUGGCCUUGAUCAGAGAUCUAAUGGCAAGGCAUUCCGAACAUGCGAAGUGUGAAUAAAAACUGGUUUCCACUAAUUCGAUUUUUAAGUGUUUUUGAACCUUCAUUUACCCAGUUGCUGCUUAAGCAAAUUUUAUCUUAGUAUAUUGUUGAUUGUCAGGAAGUAAAUACAUAGGUCAAAAUAUAUUUUGGGAUUUUUUUGGAACUGUGUAUGAAAUUAGAUUUUCAUUACCCCCCUUGAACGUAGGGACAAGCUUUCUCUGCUACAAUGUGAUUGAAGGUUCUUUUCUCAUGUGUGUUGAUAUGUUUUUUCAAUCAUAAAGUGAAUAGUAUGAUUACAUUUUUAUCUGC
Messenger RNA from Trifolium pratense (red clover), 1169 nucleotides. RefSeq names its product NEDD8-specific protease 1. The transcript has 2 exons. The record is from RefSeq and is a predicted model, not a curated record. The coding region runs from base 171 to 878 and encodes 235 amino acids. Lineage: Eukaryota; Viridiplantae; Streptophyta; Magnoliopsida; Fabales; Fabaceae. Gene Ontology annotation, biological process: proteolysis. Gene Ontology annotation, molecular function: deNEDDylase activity; cysteine-type peptidase activity.